Apiotrichum porosum is the source of this 411-nucleotide messenger RNA. RefSeq lists its product as uncharacterized. Lineage: Eukaryota; Fungi; Basidiomycota; Tremellomycetes; Trichosporonales; Trichosporonaceae. The coding region runs from base 1 to 411 and encodes 136 amino acids. The transcript is spliced from 3 exons. The record is from RefSeq and is a predicted model, not a curated record.
AUGUCCUGGCACGCCAACUUCCCCGCCCCCAAGGCGACUCCUCCCCAGAUGACCGUUCAGGAGCUGGCCGAUCUCCAGGGCACUCCUGGCGUCGACUAUAUCGUUGUGGACGCGCGCCGGACGGAUAUCGUUGGGGACGAGGGGGCUUCCCACGCUGUGAUUCCCGGGGCCGUCAACCUCCCAGCUCAGACCUUUUACCCGACCUUGCCCGUGUCGGCGCAACUUCUCAAGCGUGUCCCUACCGUCGUGUUCCAUUGCAACUCGUGCAGCCCCGGCGGUCGCGGGCCGCGCUCGGCUGGCUGGUACCAAGACUGGGUGGAGGCCAAUGGCGCCGAGUCCAAGGCCUAUGUUCUGGCCGGAGGAUGGAAGGCCUGGGUGGCUGCAUACCCUGACAAGGUGGUCAAAGUGUAG